This is a messenger RNA of Balaenoptera ricei (Rice's whale), 2112 nucleotides long. Its product is annotated as zinc finger protein ZFP2-like. The record is from RefSeq and is a predicted model, not a curated record. Gene Ontology annotation, molecular function: RNA polymerase II transcription regulatory region sequence-specific DNA binding; DNA-binding transcription factor activity, RNA polymerase II-specific. The transcript is spliced from 5 exons. Gene Ontology annotation, cellular component: nucleus. Bases 1 to 2112 code for a protein of 703 amino acids. Gene Ontology annotation, biological process: regulation of transcription by RNA polymerase II. NCBI's taxonomy places the organism in Eukaryota, Metazoa, Chordata, Mammalia, Artiodactyla, Balaenopteridae.
AUGACUGUAUUCAAGGGACUUGUAUCAUUCAAGGAUGUGUCAAUCAACUUCACCCAGGCAGAGUGGCAGUGGCUGGACUCAGCUCAGAAGAUCCUGUAUAGGGAUGUGAUGCUGGAGAACUACAGCAACCUGGUCUCAGUGGGGUGUCUUAUACCCAAACCAGAUGUGAUCUCCCAGUUGGAGCAAGGAGAAGAGCCGUGGAUAACAGAGGUAGAGUUCUCAAACCAGAGCCUUCCAGAAAAAGUCUGGAGAGGCCAGAACAUCCAAGACCAACAAUCCAGUCAGUUUAUAUUAAUCAAAAACAAAAGUUCAAGAAAAGUGAACUCUAAAUGUGAUUCAUAUAAGAAAAGUUUGAAAUAUAUUUCAGAAUUAAUGAUCAGUAAUAGAAACUGUGUAAGAAAGAUGACUGAUGAAGGUAAUUUAUGUGGGAAGUCACGUUUCAAUACUAAGCUUGAAGAAUUGUCUGCUGAAAUUAAUGAAUAUAAUAAAAAUGGGAAGGAUAUCAGUCAUAAUGAAUACCUUGUUCAGCUUCAAACUUUGGAGCCAGACUGUGGAUUUAAUGAAUCUGGAAAACACUUUUACAAGGCAGACUUGGAUAGCCAAAAGAGAUCCCAUGGUGGAAAAAAACCCAGUAAUGAAUAUGAAAACACUUUCACCCAAAAGUCAGUCAUCAGUAUAUAUGAGAAAACUCAUAAACAAAAGCCCUUUGGAAGCAAUGAACAUGGGCAAUCCUGCACAGUGUCAAAAGUUUUAAAUCAGGGAGCACAUACAGGAGAGAAGCCCUUUGGAUGUGAUUCAUUUGGUUACUCAUCAACCAUUAUUGUACAUCAAAGAAAUCAAUCAAAGGAGACACCCCAUGAGUAUCCUCAAAAUAUGAAUGCUGUAAUCCAGACAGCACAGCUCACUGAACAUCAGAGAGCUCAUACAGGACAGGAAUCCAGUGAAUAUAAUGAAUGUGAACAAGCAUUUAAGAUUUCGAACUUUAAAUGUAAGAGAAUUGACACAGUGAAGAAAAUUUAUGAGUUUACUGAGUGUAGGAAUGCCUUACACAAGAAGUCUCAUUUCAGCCAUAUUCAGAGAACUCACAUAGAAAAAUCCUAUGAAUAUAAUCAGUGUUGCAGAACCUUCAACAGAAAAGCACACCUCACAGAACAUCAGAGGAUACACACAGGGGAGAAUCCCUAUGAAUGUAAUGAAUGUGGCAAAGCCUUUUACAACAAGGCACACCUCACUAGACAUCAGAGAAUACACACAGGGGAGAAACCCUAUGAAUGUUCUGAAUGUGGGAAAACUUUCUGUGUGAAGUCAACACUUACCGUGCAUCAGAGAACACACACAGGGGAAAAACCCUAUGAAUGUAUUAAAUGUGGGAAAACCUUCUAUGUAAAAUCAAAACUUACUGUGCAUCAGAGAACAUACACAGGGGAGAAACCUUAUGAAUGUACUGAAUGUGGGAUAAGCUUCAGUCACAAGUCGACACUCACUGAACAUCAGAGAACACACACGGGAGAGAAACCCUAUGUGUGUACUGAAUGUGGGAAAACCUUCUGUGUAAAGUCAAAACUGACUGUACAUCAGAGAAUACACACUGGGGAGAAACCUUAUGAAUGUAUUGAAUGUGGGAAAACCUUCAGUGGUAACUCACACCUCACAGUACAUCAGAGAAAACAUACAGGAGAGAAGCCCUUUGAAUGUACAGAAUGUGGGAAAACAUUCAGCCACAAGUCUUCCCUUGUUGAGCAUCAGAGAACACACACUGGGGAGAAACCCUAUGAAUGUACUGAGUGUGGGAAAACCUUCAGUAGCAAUUCAAAUCUCAAAGUACAUCAGAGAACACACACAGGAGAGAAGCCCUAUGAAUGUACUGACUGUGGGAAAACCUACAGUCACAAAUCAAGUUUUUAUGAACAUUGCAGAAGGCACAGUGGGCAGAAGCCCUGUGAAUGUGAUAAAUGUGGUACAUCAUUCUGCCACAAUUUGGUCUUUACUAAAUACCAGAGAAUUCCAAAAGGAAAGAAGAACUAUGAGUAUAAUCUAUAUAAGAAAUCUUUCUUGCUAGAAGGCAAACUCCAUGGUACAUCAGAUAGCACACCUGGGAGAAGAAGUCUUUAA